CACCCCUUGAUCGUCCACCUGCAGUCAUUCAUUCUUGUCAAGAGGAAUACACUCACAAAACUUGUCAUCUAGCCACCUAGACCAUCGACAUUCGUUCAACAAGGAAACCCGUAAAUCCAUUAAUGAUGAAGUCACUCGUUCAAACACUACUAUUCACGACGGCCACCUGCGCCACCAUACGAUCCAGACAAACUGAUGGUCAAUGUUGCUUUCAACUCGCCUCAGUAGGGAAGGUCAACGAAACUGUGUUGGAGGACCAUGUCGGGGAUUUACUCCUGGGUGGUACCUUUCAACAGGGUGGGUUCUGUCUAGAUAAGACAGCCAAAACUAUACAAGAUAGUUUAAAGCACAAUUGCUUUAUGAGAAGCCCGGAUUACCAGUUCGAAUGUUACCAAGGUGCUGUUGGUACCACUGCAUUCGAAGUCACGAAACCACAGGCAGACGGGAAGUAUUAUCUUACUUAUGAUAACGGUCCCGGUACCUUCUACGCUUGCCCAAUCCCCUCGGGCACAGGCAACGAACAGACCUAUGAUAUUUACUCCUCGGAGAAAGCAAAUAAGGAUGGAUGUGUCCCGGUCGCGUUAGCGCUUACGAAUGAGACACCAGAGUGCGCCACCAGCAGUGUGGCUGGCGAUGCCACUCCGACCCAACCCCAACAGCGCGAGACUUCAUCUCAAACUUGCUCUAUCGCAGCUUCAGCGCCGUCUCUUUCCCCUUAUAAGCUAAAGACCGGAAACUCAUCGACAUCCGCGGAAGCCAAAAUCACACCCAUAAACAGCACAAUAUUCGAUUACACCAUCCCGAAGGACUUCCUCUCCAAGACCGAUUCGAAAUCGUCCCUAUGCGCCCUCCAAUUCCGCAUGCCGGUAUGCACGUCUCUUCCCAAAGGAUACCCUUGCUACAGCUUUAGUGGGCUAGAGCAAGAGUACCUAUCGGACUCCGGGAUGGCGUUUCACCUCGAGUCCGACGACGGUAAUGCGUCGUGGAAUAGCACGGAAGUGCACCAGGUCUUCCCGGGAGAUAACACUAUCAUCGGUACUUUCGAGUGCGGGGAGAAGGCCGACCGUAAGAUGAGCUGGCAUGUAAGCAGCGUUAGGGAGUUCGCCCUCGAGUUCCUGCAGGCUGGCGUUGGCGAAAACGCUGAGUUUCAGGAUGGGAUUGGCGCCUGGAUUGUCCCUUGCCAGUGAGAGGUUGAAGGACCGGUUUGCGUGAGGUAGGCAUGGAAUAUUGCUUGCUUCACGUGGGAGAGCAUACUAUAUCAGGACUCAUGUGUCUUCUGGCUUUGGGGGAAUGCACGGUAGUGCGUAAUGAGUUGAAUGCUGAUGGGAUCAGUGGCCGCAAAAGGCUUUGAUACAUAGGAAAUAAUACAAAAAACUGAUUAUAGAUGCUUAGGUACCUACGUUUAAGGUCUCAUCGUAAGUUGCACGCCGAAAGAGUCAUUGAAACAUCCUAUCUCGG
Messenger RNA from Annulohypoxylon maeteangense, 1458 nucleotides. RefSeq lists its product as uncharacterized. The transcript has 2 exons. The record is from RefSeq and is a predicted model, not a curated record. NCBI's taxonomy places the organism in Eukaryota, Fungi, Ascomycota, Sordariomycetes, Xylariales, Hypoxylaceae. Bases 123 to 1187 code for a protein of 354 amino acids.